AUGGAGGUGAUUCAGUCCGAGCUGAAGGGUCUGAAGGUCCAGGCGACAGAAAGCAACACCACAAUCAAGACGAUCAACGAAACACUUCAGGGAUUGGGUUUGUGGAUGCCAAAGGUGGAUGUCUCCAUUAAAUCCCUACAGGAAUCCAUUGCUGCUGUUGGUGCUCGGGUGGCGGUGUUGGAGGCCGAGCAGCAGCCAACUGAAGGGGGCGCGGCUCGUACUGAAGGUGCAGGUGCCACGAUUCCAUUUGCAGGCGCAACUUCUGGCAGUCCAACAGCACAGGCCCAGGGGCCGGCAAACGGCGUCAACAAUUUGCAAAUUCUCCUUCCUCGUGGUGGUUCUCCUUCUGGUAGGAUUCCUAAGUCCAAUUUCCCCAAGUUUGAUGGUGACAACCCAGGGUGGUGGAAGGCAGUGGCAGAAAAAUACUUUGCAAUGUAUGAUGUGCCGCAUGAUACUUGGGCGACAUUCGCCACGAUGCACUUUUGGGGCAAUGCUGCACUGUGGUUGCAAACUUAUGAGUCAAUGCAUGAGGUCGACAGUUGGGAGGAAUUGGUGGUGGCAGUGAACUGUAAGUUUGGGAAGGAUAAGUACCAUCAUUACUUGGAUCAGUUGGAGCGCAUCCAGCAACAUGGCACAAUGGAUGAAUUUUAUCAUGCCUUUGAGGAACUGAUGCACCGAGUGUUGAUGCAUAAUAAAAACUAUGAUGAGGCGUUCUUUGUGACCAAAUUUCUGAAAGGGCUCCGACAAGACAUUCAGACAGCCAUCCGAUUGCACAAGCCGCGGACUGUCGAUGCUGCUCUGUCUCUAGCUCAAACCCAGGAGGACAUGCUCGAGGAGGCACGCCAGUUAUCCAGUGCUAAGUACAAGCAUGAUUACAAACCACCAUUCCGAACAUUUGGGCACCAGAAGAGCAUCAUGGGCGCUGCGCCCGGUGCAAAAUUAGCGGCUGAUGACAAACUGAAAUUGGAACAGAAACUUGAGGCCUUGAAGACCAUGCGUCGUGAGAAGGGAUUAUGCUUCAAAUGUGGGGAGAAAUACCACCGUGGCUACAAAUGUACACCUACUCUGCAAGUUCAACUUAUGGAGGAGCUUUUGUGUUUGUUGCAACACACGGAUGACACGGCACAGGAUUCCGAUACAGAUCAUGCACCGUCUGACAGUGAGCCUGAAGAAGGUCUCAUGCAUGUUUCUCAGUGCGCGACUGCUGGUACUACACGCCGCAAGACUAUGCUUCUGCAUGGCAUCAUCAAUGGGCGGAAAAUUUUGGUGUUGAUUGACUUUGGUAGCUCUAGCAAUUUCAUCGGUGCUCGCGUUGUCGAGUCGCUACAACUGAUCACACGUCCUGUUCAUGUCGCUAAGACAUGUCAAGGUCAUACAUUCACUGAUGACCUGCGUGUUCUGAACUUGGACUGCUAUGACAUUAUCUUGGGCAUGGACUGGCUCGAGGAUUGCAGGGAUAUGUGGGUGAAUUGGCAAAAGAAAACAAUGUGUUUCAAAUACCAAGGCAAGCGCAUUACAUUGCGUGGUAUCAAGGACAAUGUGUCUUCAUUUGCGCAGAUCUCAGCACUCGAAUUGAAUGCCAUGAUCAGCAAAGGCGAGCUUGCUCAGUUAGUGCAGCUCUGUCCUGUUGCAGCGGCAGGACCAUUCGUUGACAGUGUGCCUGCACCAAUUCAAGCUCUGAUUGAUGAAUUUCAGGCCUGUUUCCAGACGCCUACUGAACUUCCACCACAACGAGCGUACGACCACCGAAUUCCUCUGAUCCCUGGUACUAAGCCUGUCGCAAAGGAUGAGAUUGAGAAGCAAGUGCGUAACAUGUUGGAACAGGGCAUUAUUCGUCAGAGCCAUAGUCCGUUUGCCUCCCCGGUGUUAUUGGUGCGCAAGAAAGAUGGGACUUGGCGUUUUUGUGUCGACUACAGGCACCUUAAUGCUGUCACGGUGAAGGAAAAUUUUCCAAUGCCCAUUGGUGAUGAACUGUUGGAUGAGCAUACCGGAGCGCAGUUCUUCACUAAAUUGGACCUGCGCUCGGGUUACCACCAAAUCCGAUUAGCUCCAAAGGACGAAUCAAAGACUGCAUUUCGCACGCACCAUGGACACUUUGAAUUUACGGUUAUGCCCUUUGGUCUCACCUCGGCGCCGGCCACAUUUCAGUCAGCAAUGAAUCUGGUGUUCGCCUCCAAGCUACGCAAGUCUGUUUUGGUCUUUGUGGAUGACAUUCUGGUGUACAGCGGAAGCUUGAGAGAUCAUUGUGAUCAUUUGCGCAAGCGCUCCUUGGAGUAUCUUGGUCAUAUCAUUAGUGGUGACGGUGUGUCCACCGACCCUGCCAAGAUCAGUGCGGUGCAAGAGUUGCCUAUCCCUGCCAAUGUCAAACAAUUGAGAGGAUUCCUGGGGCUGGCUGGUUACUACCGCAAGUUCAUUCCAUUUCAGUCGCUGAAGCAAGCCUUGGUACAGGCGCCUGUGUUGGUGUUGCCCGAUUUUUCAAAGCAAUUUGUGUUGGAGACAGAUGCUUCAGAUGGUGGCGCUGGCGCUGUUCUCAUGCAGGACAAUCAUCCUUUGGCAUUCAUGAGUAAGGCACUCGACGUCAAGAACAGAGCCAUGUCGACAUAUGACAAAGAAUGCUUGGCCAUAUUAAUGGCAAUUGACAAAUGGAAGUCCUAUUUGCAGGCCGGCGAGUUUCUGAUUUACACACAUCAGAAGAAUCUUUGUCAAUUGGGUGAUCACAAGGCCAAUACGCCAAUGCAGCAAAAGGCCUUCUUUAAGUUGUUGGGGUUUCAGUAUCGUAUUGUGUACAAGAAAGGCACUGAGAACUCGGCUGCUGAUGCUUUAUCUCGUCGUGCUCAUCCUGCUGAACUGUCUAGCCUGUCAAAUGUGCAGCCUCGUUGGCUUGAAAUUAUCAUCGAGGGCUAUCACAAGGAUGCCCCAGCUCAACAGCUAUUAACUGAGAUGGCUCUCCAAGGGACAAAUGAUCAUGGAUUUUCUUUGCAUCAAGGUGUUAUUCGCCAGCAUGGGAAAAUUUGGCUGGGCAGUAAUAAGGAUGCUCAUCGUGCCAUUCUACUUGCCUUUCAUAGCAGUGCGAUUGGCGGCCACUCAGGUGUGUUAGCUACUUACCAACGGGUGAAGGAUCUGUUCAUUUGGCCAGGGCUCAAGCAAGACGUCGCCUCGUUUGUUCAACAGUGCAAGGAACGAGCUGCCAUGCAACAACUUAUUCAGCAACACCUGGAACGUGCUCAGCAUCGUAUGAAGCGACAAGCAGACAAGAAGCGGUCUGACAGAACUUUCAAUGUUGGGGAUUGGGUUUUCCUUCGUCUCCAGCCGUAUAUUCAGCAAUCGGUGGCGCAACGUUCAUCGCAGAAGUUGUCGUUUCGCUUCUUUGGUCCUUAUCAGAUUAUCAAGCGUGUGGGGAAGGUCUCUUACAAGCUGUAG
Brachypodium distachyon (stiff brome) is the source of this 3420-nucleotide messenger RNA. RefSeq names its product transposon Tf2-1 polyprotein. Bases 1 to 3420 code for a protein of 1139 amino acids. The record is from RefSeq and is a predicted model, not a curated record. The transcript has 7 exons. NCBI's taxonomy places the organism in Eukaryota, Viridiplantae, Streptophyta, Magnoliopsida, Poales, Poaceae.